AUGGGAGAAAGAACAAGUUGGUUUGGUCCUGCCAUGGCCGUAGUGAUGGUGAUCACCGGCUCGAUAAAUACCCUCUCUGCCAAAUGGGCUGACAAAAUUGUGUCGGAUAACAAACACUUCAAUCAUCCCUUUCUUCAGGUAAUGAUCGAAAUUAUAAAAAAGACGAACCCAAACACCUUUCCCUGCAGUAGCCCACCUAAGUCAGUAAUAAGAUGUUAGCC
This is a messenger RNA of Strongylus vulgaris, 221 nucleotides long. The record is from the annotation of a GenBank genome assembly. NCBI's taxonomy places the organism in Eukaryota, Metazoa, Nematoda, Chromadorea, Rhabditida, Strongylidae.